AUGAAACCAAGAUUAAUACUACUGAUCAGACACGGCGAAAGUGAGUCCAACAAGGACAAGAAGGUGAACGAACACACACCCAACCACUUAAUCCCGCUAACCAAGAACGGAAUGAACCAGGCCCGAAUGGCUGGUAUAGAGAUAUUGAAGCUGUUGAACGUUGACGAUGAUUCCCUCAUCCAAAAGAUUGAGCAAGAACAAGAUCACCCAGACGACAGGAAGAAGCUCGAACAAAACUACAAACGAGUGAGAACGUCAAAGGAUACGGAUAUCGUGUUCUACACUUCCCCGUACCGCCGUACGCGUGAAACGUUGAAAGGAAUAAUCGAAAUGAUCGACCGGUACAACGAGCUAAAUACCGGAAUAAAAGUGUGCGAGGGCGAGUCGUACCAGCCGUUAGGCACACGCCGUUUGGCACAUUGGCAGUGUCCAGCGUUUCCAAGUGCUGUGUUUGAAAAUAGCGCCAGUGUUACCAACUUGAGGAAAGUCCAUACUACAGGAGUGCCAACCACGACCGAUUCUUCUACCUCGGACCAAAACCAAAACCAAAAGAACUUUCUACAUUACAGGGUCAAGGAAGAGCCUCGAAUCAGAGAACAGGAUUUCGGCAACUUCCAGCAGACAGAGUCCAUGACAGAGGUCAUGAACACGCGUGCGAACUACGGCCACUUCUUCUUCAGAUUGCCGCAGGGCGAAUCUGCCGCUGAUGUUUACGACCGGUGUUCCGGUUUCCAAGAGUCCCUAUUCCGCCAUUUCGAGAGAAGCGGCGGCAAGAAGAGAGAUGUGGUCGCAAUUGUCACCCACGGGAUAUUCUUGCGUGUGUUCUUGAUGAAAUGGUUUAGAUGGACUUACGAGGAGUUUGAGUCGCUCAUGAACGUGCCGAACGGAAGCGUCAUCAUCAUGGAGCUGGACGAAACGCUCGACCGCUACGUGUUGCGCACCAAGCUCCCCAAAUGGACCACAACGGGGUGCGAUGAUGCCGCGGCGGGGGCGUCAACCUCGGGCUCGAACUCUUCUUGCGCGCAGAAACACUGUCAAUGCGAGCCCACCGCGAUCGUCUGA
Messenger RNA from Kluyveromyces marxianus DMKU3-1042, 1062 nucleotides. It is a transcript of the gene DET1, whose product is annotated as acid phosphatase DET1. The record is from RefSeq and is a predicted model, not a curated record. The transcript has a single exon. Gene Ontology annotation, molecular function: phosphatase activity. Lineage: Eukaryota; Fungi; Ascomycota; Saccharomycetes; Saccharomycetales; Saccharomycetaceae. Bases 1 to 1062 code for a protein of 353 amino acids.